AGGAAAUCAAGUUGGAAUUGAAGGAGUCUGGUCAAGUGGAAAAUUUGGAAAGUGCCCCAUCAGCUGCUCUGCCACUACCCAAAAAUGACUCAGCCAACACGAUCAAUGCUGAAAAGUACUUUUUACCCUUUGAAUUGGCCUGUCAGAGCAAGACACCGAGAAUUGUUGUGACUGCACUCGAUUGUCUACAAAAACUGAUUGCAUAUGGCCAUUUGACGGGUAACAUUCCGGAUUCGUCGAAUCCGGGUAAAUUUCUCAUUGAUCGCAUUGUCACCACGAUAUGCAAUUGUUUUAUGGGACCCCAGACGGAUGAAGGGGUACAGUUGCAGAUCAUCAAGGCCCUCCUGACCGUGGUGACGUCACAGUAUGUGGAGGUGCACGAGGGUACGGUACUACAGGCCGUCCGAACAUGCUAUGAUAUCUAUUUGUCCAGCAAAAAUCUCAUCAAUCAAACAACAGCACGGGCUACUCUCACACAAAUGCUCAAUGUCAUUUUUACGAGGAUGGAGCAUCAAGCCACUGAGGUGGUGACAUCAUCGCCUUCCGAUAGUGGAAGUGGGAGUGAUAUGAAGGCCAUUGGGGAGGAAUUGUCUGUGGAGGAAAUUGCACGGAGUGUCUUGGAUGAGAUUAUUGCCAAUGCUGUGGCCAUGGCUGAGGCGAGUGUCAGUCAGAAUGGCACAAUAAUAAGGGUUCCGUCCCAGGAGAGUGUUGAGACUCACAGUGAGAAUGAUGCAAUUGUUACGGCUAAGUUUACACAUAUUCUCCAGAAAGAUGCAUUCCUUGUCUUUAGGGCACUUUGUAAGUUGUCUAUGAAACCAUUGCCGGAUGGUAUGCCAGAUCCUAAAUCCCAUGAACUUCGUUCGAAGGUUUUGUCGUUGCACUUACUUUUGUCUAUUUUGCAAAAUGCUGGUCCAGUUUUUCGUUCCAAUGAAAUGUUCAUCAUGGCUAUUAAGCAGUAUUUAUGUGUGGCCCUGUCGAAGAAUGGUGUUAGUUCGGUUCCGGAAGUUUUUGAACUAUCCCUGUCCAUCUUCGUUGCUUUGUUGUCCAAUUUUAAGAUUCACUUGAAGAAGCAGAUCGAGGUGUUUUUUAAAGAGAUUUUUCUGAAUAUCUUGGAAACUACGAGUUCAUCUUUUGAUCAUAAGUGGAUGGUGAUUCAGGCAUUGACACGUAUCUGUGCUGAUGCACAGAGUGUCGUUGACAUCUACGUAAACUACGACUGUGACUUUUCAGCGGCGAAUCUCUUUGAGAGACUGGUUAAUGAUCUGUCGAAGAUAGCACAGGGGCGUCAUGCAUUGGAACUGGGUGCUACGCCAAAUCAGGAGAAGAGUAUGAGAAUCCGGGGAUUGGAGUGUCUCGUGUCAAUACUGAAGUGUAUGGUGGAAUGGAGUAAGGAUUUGUAUGUCAAUCCGAAUUUGCAGACAAGUCUCGGUGAGCCGGCUAAGGUCACAACAACUGCAGCAGAGGAACCAAUGGGAUCACUAAAGUCUCAUGGUGGUUCCAAUCUCAGUCUCAAUUCGACAGGAAGCACAAAUACCAAUGGUGGGGGGAAUCGAGAGGUGCUGGAUUUGCCGGAGGAACUGGAGGAACGGAAGCAACGCAAGGAGAUUAUGGAGAUGGGCAUUGAUAUGUUCAAUCGAAAGCCGAAAAAGGGUGUAGCAUUCCUGCAGGAACGCACGUUACUUGGGGACUCAGUUGAAGCUAUAGCUAAGUGGUUGCAUGAAGAUGAUCGUCUGGAUAAGACGGUGAUUGGUGAUUAUCUUGGUGAAAAUGAUGAUCAUUGCAAGAAAGUGAUGUGUGCAUACAUA
This is a messenger RNA of Phlebotomus papatasi, 1805 nucleotides long. RefSeq names its product brefeldin A-inhibited guanine nucleotide-exchange protein 1-like. The record is from RefSeq and is a predicted model, not a curated record. Gene Ontology annotation, biological process: regulation of ARF protein signal transduction. Lineage: Eukaryota; Metazoa; Arthropoda; Insecta; Diptera; Psychodidae. Gene Ontology annotation, molecular function: guanyl-nucleotide exchange factor activity. The transcript has a single exon. The annotation marks the transcript as partial.